Messenger RNA from Pseudoliparis swirei, 6368 nucleotides. Its product is annotated as zinc finger protein 236-like. The record is from RefSeq and is a predicted model, not a curated record. Gene Ontology annotation, biological process: regulation of transcription by RNA polymerase II. Bases 16 to 5520 code for a protein of 1834 amino acids. The transcript has 32 exons. Gene Ontology annotation, cellular component: nucleus. Lineage: Eukaryota; Metazoa; Chordata; Actinopteri; Perciformes; Liparidae. Gene Ontology annotation, molecular function: DNA-binding transcription factor activity, RNA polymerase II-specific; RNA polymerase II cis-regulatory region sequence-specific DNA binding.
CUGAGUACUGGAACUAUGCCGCGCGGCCGGCCUCGCAAACUGAGAGUUAAAAGCAACGACGAAACAGAUGCCGAUCCCGGGGAGGGGAAGGGGGAGAGCUUCAGCGAUGGAGAACUCAAGGAGAAGAAGUGCACCAUCUGCGGCCACAUCUUCACCACUGAGAGCCAGCUGCAGAGGCACCUCCGGGAGCACGAGGUCAACGACAAGCCUCAUCGUUGUGACCAGUGCUCUCAGACAUUCAACGUGGAGUUCAACCUCACGCUCCACCGGUCCACGCACGCCACCGUGGACUUCACCUGCCCCGUUUGCCACAAGCGCUUCUCGCGCAUCGCCAGCCUCAAGUCUCACAUCAUGCUGCACGAGAAGGAGGAGAAUUUGAUCUGCGUGGAGUGCGGCGACGAGUUCAUCCUCCAGAGUCAGCUGUCGCUGCACCUGGACGAGCACCGCACGGAGCUGUCGGGCGUCAAGGUGUACACGUGCAAGACCUGCGACAAGGAGUUCAAGACGUCCGCGCACCUCAAGGAGCACAUGAAGAGCCACGUCAAGAUGAGGCCGCUCAGCUCGAGCUCCCGGAACUACAAGAAGAACAUCGACCGCAGCGCCUUCCAGAACGGCUGCCACCACUGUGGCAAGGCUUUCAAGAAGCCCAGCCAGCUCGUCCGGCACAUCCGAAUACACACAGGUGAGAGGCCCUACAAGUGCCCGCGCUGCGGAAAGGCCUUCAACCAGAAGGUGGUGCUGCAGACCCACAUGGUGCGGCACACGGGAGAGAAGCCUCACCUCUGCAUGUUCUGCCCGGCGUCCUUCUCCCAGAAGGGGAACCUGCACUCGCACGUCCAGAGGGUUCACUCCGAGGCUAAAGGCGUGCCGCUGUUUCCAUGCAUGGACUGCAGCUGUGUGUUCAAGAAGUUGGGCAGUCUGAACGCCCACAUCAGCAAGAUGCACAUCUCUGUCAUUGAGCUGCCCUCAAGCACUUCGGAGAUGGAGGUGACGGGUCAGGCGCCCGAGGGCGUCGAGGCGGUGACGGAUGUCAUCCAGCAGCUCCUGGAGCUCUCGGAGCAGGUCAGCGGGGAGACGGACCAGCCCCAACCUCCGGAGCCGGCCGUCGCCAUGGAAACUGCCAUCAACCAGGACAUCCUGCAGCAAGCCCUGGAGAACAGCGGGCUGAGCGUGGUGCAGCCGCAGAGCGACGGCACGGCCAGAGAGUCCCACGACCAGAACCACGACGACGGCGCCGGAGAAAGCAAGAGAGCACAAGGUCCCGACAGGCCGGCCCGGGAGAAGAAAAGGAGCAUCUUCAAGAAACCCAUUCAAAUGCCAGGCUCCAUCCGGGAGGAGAACGGCGUCCGCUGGCACGGCUGCCCGUACUGCUCCAAGGAGUUCAAGAAGCCGAGCGACCUCGUGCGCCACAUCCGCAUCCACACCCACGAGAAGCCGUUCAAGUGCAAACAGUGCUUCCGGGCGUUCGCCGUCAAGAGCACGCUCACGGCGCACAUGAAGACGCACACGGGCAUCAAGGCCUUCGAGUGCCAGUGCUGCCUCAAGUGCUUCUCCACUUCCGGCAGCAUGAAGGUACACAUGCGUCUGCACACAGGUGUGCGUCCGUUCCCCUGCCCUCACUGUGACAAGAUCUUUCGUACGUCGGGCCACAGGAAAACACACAUCGCGUCUCACUUCAAAAGCUUGCAGCAGAAGAAGCACAAGUUCCCCCGCAAAACCAACAAAGCCAAAGUGUCCAAGAGUCACCUACCUCUGCCUGACAUCCCGCUGCAGGAACCCAUCCUCAUCACGGACUUCGGCCUCAUCCCAUCCCAGAACCAUCGCCUGGCUUUCCAACAAUACCUGGAGGUGGUGGGCAGCGACCGGCCGUACAAGUGCCAGUUCUGCAGUAAGGCCUACAAGAAGUCGAGCCACCUGAAACAGCAUGUGAGGUCUCAUACGGGAGAAAGGCCCUAUAAGUGUGUGCAGUGCAGUCGGGGUUUUGCCUCCUCGGGAGUCCUCAAGGCUCACAUCCGGACCCACUCGGGCCUGAAGGCGUACAAGUGCCUGAUGUGCGACACCACGUUCACCACCAGCGGCAGCUUGCGGCGCCACACGACCACCCACAGCGACCUGCGGCCUUACAUGUGCCCCUAUUGCCAGAAGACCUUCAAGUCAUCGCCCAACUGCAGGAAGCACAUGAAGACGCACAGGUAUGAACUGGCCCAACAGCUGCAGCCCCAGUCAACGGAUGACCCCUUAGGGGGGGGCACAGUGGACCAUGACAUGCAGGUGGAAAUAGAGGGAGAUUCCCUCCAGCAGCCACCUGCUACCUCAGAGGAGCAGCAGAGCAUGCUGGGACUGGGACAGCCGGAGGAUGUGAACGGAGGUCAACAAGUGUCAUUGGAGGCACCGCUGAAUGACCAACCCCUUGUCCAGGGAGACGAUUCGUACGUGACCGCUCAGCAUUCUUUGCCGGAGAAUAUCGGCCAGUUUGAGACGCAGGCGCUCAGCCAGCCCGCCUUCGACCAGCAGGCGCUAACACAAGGCUUCACCAUCACGGAGUCCAGCUACAGCCAGUCCCAGUUCUCCACCGUGCAGCAGCUGCAGGACUCCAGCACCCUGGAGUCCCAGGCCCUGUCCUCCAGCUACCACCCCCCCACCCUGCUCCACGUGGCCAGCGCAGAGGUGACCAAUGGGCUUCUUCAGCAGAGCAGUCAGGAUGAGCUCCAGCUGGCCUCUGAAGCGCAAGACUACCAGGACGACAGCGAGGACAACAGCAAGAGGGCCUACAGGUGCAAUUGGUGUAAUAAGGGCUUCAAGAAGUCCAGCCAUCUGAAGCAGCAUGUGCGCUCUCACACCGGGGAGAAACCCUACAGGUGUCACCUCUGUGGACGAGCCUUUGUGUCGGCUGGAGUGCUGAAGUCCCACCUCAACACGCACACAGGAGUGAAGCCCUUUAAGUGCAACGUCUGCGACGCCUCAUUCACCACCAACGGCAGCCUGAACCGCCACAUGAUCAUCCACAUCAAGUCCUUCAAAUGCUCGGUGUGCGACGGCAGCUUCAGGACCAGCCUGCUGUGUAAGAAGCACAUGAAGAAGGAGCACGCGGUGGAGGAUCAAAUCAUAGGUCUGGAUAGUCAAGACGUUGAGGAAGAGGAGGAGGACGAGGAGGAAGAGGAAGACGAAGACGACGAGGACGAGGACGCGGAGCUGAAGUCAAAGAGGAGGGGCUUGGAGAUCAUCACGUUCACCGAGGAGCAGACGGCGGAGCUGGCGAAGGACCCCGGCGAGGAGGCGUCGGUGUCGGAGCGGAUCCUCGCCCAGUCGGCGGCGGAGCGGGAUCGCAUCAGCGAGAUCAAGGACAAGGCCGUGGAGCUGGAGACGGAGCCCAAGUUCGCCAACUGCUGCAACUUCUGCCCCAAGAGCUUCAAGAAGCCCAGCGACCUCGUCAGGCACAUUCGCAUCCAUACGGGAGAAAGACCGUACAAGUGUGACGAAUGUGGGAAGAGUUUCACGGUGAAGUCCACGCUGGACUGCCACGUGAAGACGCACACAGGUCAGAAGCUCUUCAGCUGUCACAUGUGCAACACCUCCUUCUCCACCAAGGGCAGCCUGAAGGUGCACAUGCGCCUCCACACGGGCUCCAAGCCCUUCAAGUGUCCCUUCUGCGAGCUCCGCUUCAGAACCUCCGGCCACCGCAAGACCCACAUCCAGUGCCACUUCCGGCCGAGCCUCGACAGCCGCCGGUCCAAGCGGCUCGCCCUGUCCGCGGGUCAGGGUCACGACCCGGAGACGGGGCAGGCCCUGGGACUGGGCCAGGGGGGGCAGCAGCAGCAGGUGUCUUCAGACGUUCUCCAACCCGUGGGUCUGCUGCAGGCGUCCAGCUCCGACCCCAACAUCUACCUCCCGGCCAACCAGGUGCUGACGGGCCAGUUUGACCAGAGUCUGCUGCCCCCUGGACUGGUGGGACAGGCCUCCAUGUCAGCUGCAGGAGACCUGACGGUGUCUCUCCCCGAGGGCCUGACCACGCUGGAUGGGAUCCACCUGCAGCUGACGCCUGCCAGCCUGGUUUGCCCCAACGUCCAGAUCUCCGGCCUCGACACCAGCAACAUCAACAACAUCACGCUCCAGAUCGACCACGCCCUCCUCCAGCAGACCCUGCAGCAAGGCGGCCUCCUCUCUCAGCCCCUGACCGUCGACGCCGGCCUCAUCUCCCACUCGGGCAACCAGCUCCUGUCGGCCGCCGACCCCUCGGUGUCCGCCAACGUCGUCCUCCACCCGCUGACCAGCCUGGCCCUGCAGCCCUCCGCCAUCACGCCGACUCAGGUCACGAUGGCCGGCCUCUCUGAGCAGGACGUGGCAGGUUCUCAGGGCCUGAGCCACGUCAUUGGCAGCUCCGGACUGGUCACUGGAGGCCCCAGUGGACAGGAGAUCACCUUGACCAUCAACAAUUCCAGCCUGACUCAAGCCCUCGCCCAGGUCCAGGCCCACGCCUCCGCUGCUGGCGGCAACACCGCAGCAGGAAACCCUCAGGAGAUCACCCUCACCAUAUCAGGUCAGGAUCUGCUCCCGCAGCACGGCCACGCCAACGGGGCCGAGAUGACCGGCAGCCUCCGGCUGGCGUCGGCGCUCGCCGGCCAGCCCACCGGCGCCACCCUGACCAUCACCGACGGCCACCUCCUACCUCACUGCCCCGCCAACACCGGGAUGUCGGUCUCCAGCCUGCCGCCCAGCACCACCCUCUCGCACGCCGCUGUGUCCCAGAGCCUGGUGAUGUCACCGGGGGGCGUCGCCGGCGAGGACAGUGUGACUCUGACGCUGGCCGACGCCCAGGGGAUGCUGGACGGUGUCACGCUCAGCCUCAACGCGCAGGGUCAGACGUUCCCCGCGGUGCUGAAUGACCCGGGCCAGCAGGUCAUACUGAUCACCGACGUCGUCCACAAGGGGUCAAAGGCCGUCCAGGCGGAGGCCGACAGCCGUAACCAGUGCUACUACUGCAGCCUGCUGUGCCAGAACGCCAACACGCUGCGGCGCCACUGUCGCCAAGCGCACGGCAAGGACCGCUGCCACGUGUGCAGCCUGUGCAACAAGGCCUUCAAGAGAGCCACGCACCUGAAGGAACACGAGCGAGUGCACCAGCCGGGCCCGUCUCCCAGCUCCCAGAAGCCCCGGGUCUUCAGCUGCUCGUCGUGUGUGAAGGCCUUCGCCAAGCGCAGCCAGCUGGAGAGACACAACCGAACGCACACAGGCGAGCGGCCCUUCAAGUGCAGCCAGUGCGACAAGGCCUUCAACCAGAAGAGCGCCCUGCAGGUCCACAUGGUGAAGCACACGGGGAAGAAGCCCUUCAAGUGCGAGGUGUGCAGCAUCCGCUUCACCCAGAAGAGCAACAUGAAGCACCACAUGAAGAGGUCCCACGGCUACGGUCAGAUCCAGGACAUGUGCCUGGGCCAGGAGGACCCGGCGCACCAGGUCACCACCGAGCUGGACCUGGAAGUGGUUCCCGAGGCGUCGGGGGACUGGCACCACGUCUUCCCCUGACCACAGGGGACACUCUCCUCCGGCCUAAAAAAAAAGGGGCGUAGAGGGUUUGAGGACCGUCCGCCGAGGGGCUCCGCCUCCAGGGGCCCGUCGUCCUCAUCACCGGCGGCGUCGGCGGGGGUCCGGCUCCCCGCCAUCGGCUUCGUGAUUUAUCUGUUUCUGCCGCCGUUCCGAUUGCCUUCAGCCCCUCCUCCGGAGAGGUCUCCGGCUCGAUAAACACGGGCGUGCCCGGGGAAUCGCCUCACGCCGCCCCCGCUGGAGAGAGAGGAGAUUGCACUCGGCGAAAGAAACAAAAGUGCUCCUCGGAGACGAGCGUGCCGCUGCCGCUUCACGGAUGCUGAGGCCACGGGGAGGAAGAGGAGCGGCGAUCAGCUGGAAACACUCCAAUACCACGACGGUUUUGUUCAUGGGUCGACAGGAAAUGAGGUCACCUUUUUUUUUUAAAUAAAUGUGUACUGUUUAUAUUUAUUUUUGCAGUAAAUUGUAAUUACCGUAACAGUUGGUUACAUGUGUAUUUUUUUAUUAUUAAAAGUGGCCAAAGUGGUGUUCCAUGUUAAUAAUGAGAAGGUGAGAGGUCAGCGGGUCCCUGGAGGUUUUUCCACAUGUGAACGUUACGUUUUUGUCAUUUUUUUUGGUCAUAUUUUUGUCAUAAACCUCAAAACACCGACGUGUGUUUACUUCACUUCAUUCUGUAAAUAGUGUUCGUUAGAUUGCAUCUAUUUUCUGAUGAAUCGAGCCUAAUGUUCCCUUUGAAAUGAAGAGCGCCAAUGUACAGAAGAGCUUUUUUUUGCAGUUGUAUUUUCUAUUGUGAAUAAUUUAAGAUUAAAGUCAUUUUUGUACAAAUUUAA